Morus notabilis is the source of this 1076-nucleotide messenger RNA. Its product is annotated as nucleoside diphosphate kinase 3. Gene Ontology annotation, biological process: GTP biosynthetic process; CTP biosynthetic process; UTP biosynthetic process. The record is from RefSeq and is a predicted model, not a curated record. The coding region runs from base 153 to 854 and encodes 233 amino acids. NCBI's taxonomy places the organism in Eukaryota, Viridiplantae, Streptophyta, Magnoliopsida, Rosales, Moraceae. The transcript is spliced from 7 exons. Gene Ontology annotation, molecular function: nucleoside diphosphate kinase activity.
CUGUCGUUUUUUGACCUUGCUCCACUACUACUAUACAUUUAUGGGAUAUUUAUCUUUCUUCUCCUUCUUCCCACAUUAUCACUCUCACUGUUCUGUUCUCUUCUGCACUGCAAAAAUCUCAUCUUUCAAUCUCUCUCUCUAAGAUUCCGACGAUGAGUUCUCAGAUUUUCCGAUCUGCUUCCAGAGCCGCCAGGUCGAUCGUCAAUGCCUCUAAGAGCGCUCGGUUUUUCUCCGAGGGACGGGCUGUGGCUGCUGCUGCCGCUGUAUCCGGCAGGAGCAUAGCUUCAAACUUUGGAAGGGCUGGUUCUGAUAACGCAUUCAAAACAUGGAUCUCUGGAGCUCUUGCCCUCCCUGCAGCAGCCUACAUGUUCCUGGACCAAGAGGUUCACGCUGCAGAGUUUGAACACACUUUUAUCGCUAUCAAGCCUGAUGGGGUGCAAAGAGGACUGAUUGCAGAAAUCAUCUCCAGAUUCGAGCGAAAAGGGUUUAAACUAGUUGCCAUAAAAGUUGUGAUUCCUUCAAAGGAAUUUGCUCAGAAGCAUUAUCAUGAUCUGAAGGAAAGACCCUUCUUCAAUGGCCUGUGCGACUUUCUUAGCUCUGGCCCUGUUGUUGCAAUGGUAUGGGAAGGAGAGGGUCUGAUAAAGUAUGGUCGCAAACUCAUCAGCGCCACAGAUCCACAAAAAUCAGAACCCGGAACCAUCAGAGGUGACCUAGCAGUUGUUGUUGGAAGAAAUAUCAUUCAUGGAAGUGAUGGUCCCGAGACUGCGAAAGACGAAAUCAACUUAUGGUUCAAACCAGAGGAGUUGGUUUCUUACACAAGCAAUGCAGAGAAGUGGGUCUAUGGUGUUAACUGAUCAAAGUCUUUUGUUUUCUAAUACGUUUUCGGCUAUGGUAGACUGGUAGUUUCCCCACAUGAAGAGUAGAAUAAAACUGAUUGUUACAAUAAAACUGUUCCGUUGAGGGUGAGCAGAAAUUUGCUUCGCACAAACAGUUUGCGAAAUGAAAAUCUCAUCAAUAAUAAUUUCUUAUUUUUAUUUAUUUAAUCCCAUUUUGCCACAGUAGUUGUCUUCCACAUU